Oryza brachyantha (malo sina) is the source of this 3322-nucleotide messenger RNA. RefSeq names its product probable UDP-N-acetylglucosamine--peptide N-acetylglucosaminyltransferase SEC. Bases 23 to 3028 code for a protein of 1001 amino acids. The transcript has 28 exons. The record is from RefSeq and is a predicted model, not a curated record. Gene Ontology annotation, molecular function: protein N-acetylglucosaminyltransferase activity; protein binding. Gene Ontology annotation, biological process: protein O-linked glycosylation. Lineage: Eukaryota; Viridiplantae; Streptophyta; Magnoliopsida; Poales; Poaceae.
GCGGCUCCCUAGGGAGGCGGAGAUGCUCUCGCUGCAGCCCGGCCAACCGCGGCCGCAGCAGCCGGGCGCCGCGGCGGCGCCGGUGGUGCUCGGGGGCGCCGCCGACUGGCUAGGGUUCGUCCGCGCCGCCGAGCUCGAGGAGCCGACGGGGGCCCCGUCGCCCGCCUCGUUCCUGCUGCCGCCCGCGCCGAUCGACGCCAGGGCCCAGGCCCAGCCCGAGCCCAAGCCAAAGCAGCUUGGGGCUGUUGAUGUAGAACGCCAUUUGGCACUUGCUCAUCAGAAUUACCGGUCUGGAAAGUAUAGAGAGGCAUUAGAGCAUGGUAACAUCGUUUAUGAGAAGAGUCCACGACGGACUGAUAACUUGCUUCUUCUUGGAGCUAUUUAUUAUCAGAUACGCAAUUAUGAUAUGUGUAUUGCAAAGAAUGAGGAGGCUCUUGCAAUUGAUCCAAACUUUGCAGAGUGCUAUGGCAACAUGGCCAAUGCAUGGAAGGAGAAAGGUGAUGUUGAUCUUGCAAUCCGUUACUAUCUAACGGCCAUUCAGCUGAGGCCAAACUUCUGCGAUGCUUGGUCAAAUCUUGCUAGUGCAUAUACACGGAAAGGGAGAUUGAAUGAGGCAGCUCAAUGCUGUAGACAAGCACUUGCAAUCAACCCUCGAUUGGUUGAUGCGCACAGCAAUCUUGGUAAUCUGAUGAAGGCCCAAGGUUUUAUUCAGGAGGCAUACAAUUGUUAUAUUGAAGCACUACGUAUAGAUCCACAGUUUGCAAUUGCAUGGUCGAAUCUUGCUGGCCUAUUCAUGGAGGCAGGCGAUCUGGAUAAAGCUUUACUAUAUUAUAAGGAAGCUGUUAAACUUAAGCCAUCUUUUGCUGAUGCAUAUCUCAAUCAAGGGAAUGUUUAUAAGGCCAUGGGAAUGUCUCAAGAAGCCAUUAUAUCAUAUCAGCGUGCAGUGCAGGCACGUCCUGACUAUGCAAUGGCUUACGGUAAUCUUGCUACCAUUUACUAUGAGCAAGGCCAGCUUGAUAUGGCAAUUCGUUGUUACAAUCAAGCUAUAGUCUACGAUCCACAGUUUGUUGAAGCAUACAAUAACAUGGGUAAUGCACUUAAAGAUGCUGGAAGAGUGGAAGAAGCAAUUAGCUGCUACAGAUCAUGCCUUGCACUGCAAGCAAACCAUCCACAAGCUCUUACUAACCUAGGAAAUAUUUAUAUGGAGUGGAACCUGAUAAGUGCGGCUGCUUCAUUUUACAAAGCAGCAAUAUCUGUGACAUCUGGGUUAUCUUCUCCUCUUAACAACUUGGCUGUGAUAUACAAGCAACAGGGAAACUAUGCUGAUGCUAUCACAUGCUAUACUGAAGUACUUCGGGUAGAUCCUACAGCAGCUGAUGCACUAGUUAAUAGAGGGAAUACAUUCAAGGAGAUCGGUAGAGUUAACGAAGCAAUUCAGGAUUACAUUCAAGCUGCAACAAUCAGGCCAACCAUGGCAGAAGCCCAUGCCAACUUAGCCUCAGCUUAUAAAGACAGUGGACAUGUUGAAACAGCUAUAGUUAGCUACAAACAGGCUCUUCGUUUGCGUCCUGAUUUUCCUGAAGCAACCUGCAACCUUUUGCAUACUUUACAGUGCGUGUGUGAUUGGGAAAACAGGAAUUCCAUGUUUUGUGAUGUUGAAGAAAUUAUCAGAAAGCAAAUAAAGAUGUCAGUACUUCCAAGUGUGCAACCUUUCCAUGCCAUCGCAUAUCCCAUUGAUCCCAUGCUUGCAUUAGAGAUAAGCCGUAAAUAUGCUGCUCAUUGUUCCUUGAUUGCUUCGCGUUUUGGAUUGCCACCCUUUGUGCAUCCACCUCCUGUUCCAGUCAAAGCAGAGGGUAAACACUGUCGACUAAGGGUUGGAUAUGUGAGUAGUGAUUUUGGGAAUCAUCCCCUCUCCCAUCUCAUGGGUUCAGUCUUUGGAAUGCAUGAUCGUGACAAUAUUGAGGUCUUUUGCUAUGCGCUGAGCCAAAAUGAUGGUACUGAGUGGAGGCAGCGUAUUCAGUCUGAGGCCGAGCAUUUUGUGGAUGUGUCUGCCAUGACCUCUGAUAUGAUUGCCAGAAUCAUUAAUCAGGACAAAAUACAAAUAUUAAUAAACCUCAAUGGUUACACAAAGGGUGCUAGGAAUGAAAUUUUUGCACUGCAACCGGCCCCUGUCCAGGUUUCAUACAUGGGGUUCCCUGGCACAACAGGUGCUGCAUACAUAGACUACCUAGUUACAGACGAGUUUGUUUCACCAACUUGCUAUGCACAUAUAUAUUCUGAGAAGCUCGUCCAUCUGCCUCAUUGUUAUUUUGUCAAUGACUACAAACAGAAAAAUCGUGAUUGUCUUGACCCUAUAUGCCCACAUAAAAGAACAGAUUAUGGGUUACCUGAGGAUAAGUUCAUCUUUGCAUGCUUUAAUCAGCUUUAUAAGAUGGAUCCAGAAAUAUUUGAUACAUGGUGCAAUGUUCUCAAACGUGUUCCGAACAGCGCCUUAUGGCUUUUAAGGUUCCCAGCAGCAGGUGAAACUAGAAUAAGAGCACAUGCCGCUGCGAGAGGAGUCAGACCAGACCAGAUCAUCUUCACUGAUGUUGCUAUGAAAAAUGAGCAUAUUAGGCGCAGCUCAUUGGCAGACCUUUUCCUGGACACCCCUCUCUGCAAUGCGCACACUACUGGGACUGACAUAUUGUGGGCUGGCUUACCAAUGAUCACACUUCCACUUGAGAAAAUGGCAACCAGAGUAGCUGGUUCCCUAUGCUUAGCCACUGGGCUAGGGGAAGAGAUGGUUGUCAGCAGUAUGAAAGAGUACGAAGAUAGGGCGGUAGACCUCGCUGUAAAUCCGGGAAAGCUUCAAGCUUUGACUAAUAAGCUGAAGGAAGUUCGUAUGACUUGCCCACUAUUUGAUACGGCCAGAUGGGUACGCAACCUCGAACGUGCUUACUACAAGAUGUGGAACCUGUACUGCUCCAGUCGCCACCGAGAGCCGUUCAAGGUGAGGGAGGACGACACUGAGUUCCCGUUCGACCGCUGACACGCUUACACCACCGGCUGUGUAAAUAAGGUGAGAGUUUGUAGCAUAUGUAGCAUAUGUAGCUCAAUGAGAGUUUGAUGCAAGCCUGUCGUGCUGUGCACAUCCAUCCGCCUCUUCUUCGGAGGCGAGUUAUCCGUGUACACUACUUACCAAAAGGAUUCUAGGGCUAGUCUGUGUUGUCAUAAUUGUUUGUACCAGUUUAGUCGGAGUCAUUGUUGGCCCUGGGUGGUUCGCUUUGCCUUGUAGUAUACUAUUUACCGUCUUUGAGGGUGUUGCCGCGAUGCCAAAGAUAAA